Aureobasidium subglaciale EXF-2481 is the source of this 1839-nucleotide messenger RNA. RefSeq lists its product as uncharacterized. The record is from RefSeq and is a predicted model, not a curated record. Gene Ontology annotation, cellular component: nucleus. The transcript is spliced from 2 exons. Bases 109 to 1635 code for a protein of 508 amino acids. Gene Ontology annotation, biological process: regulation of transcription by RNA polymerase II. NCBI's taxonomy places the organism in Eukaryota, Fungi, Ascomycota, Dothideomycetes, Dothideales, Saccotheciaceae.
GUGGCAGAAAAGUGACCCCAGAUUCGAGACAAGUUUUCGAGAAAGCGCUUUCGCGUGAUCAAGGUGGAAAAACAGUCGCUCAUCUCAGUCCCAUGAUUGCAAGGAGUGAUGUGUGCUACCGGCGAGAAGCGCAAAGCUGCAUCGGAUGAUGUUCCAGACUCUGUCAAGAGGAGCAGAGUCGGAGACACUCACGACCUCUCAGAUGAGGGCAGUGACAAGGGCGACACUUUCUCUGUCGCAUCACCCGUUUCCACACCCGGCACCUCGACUCAACCAUCAUCGCCAAAGUCAUCCAAGGCACCCUCCAAACCUCGACAGAACAAGUAUGCCUGCGACUUUGAAGGCUGCACCAAAUCCUAUUCUCGUCCCGUCCGUCUCCAAGAACACAAACGCUCCCACACCAAUGAACGACCUUUCUCUUGCCCCCAAGAAGGCUGCGACAAAACUUUCCUCCGUGAAAGCCACUUGAAGCACCACAUCAAAGCAAAACAUGACGAUGUGCGAGACUAUGUCUGCGAUUGGCCUGACUGCGACAAGGGCUUUCACACUGCUCAGCGAUUAAAACAACACAAGAAGACGCAUGAGACCUCGAAGCCAGACUUCCUCUGUACCGAUUUCCCUCCCUGUAAUCAGAACUUCCGCAAGCAGGAUACCCUCGACAGACACAUUCAGCUCGUCCACCUCCACGAAAAGCCCUACCUAUGCGACCAAACCGAUCGCUUUACUGGCUUGCCUUGUGACGCCCGCUUCAAGACGUCAACCCAUCUGAUCGCCCACAAGGACCGCGAGCAUAGCGGCAAUCGCUUCUGGUGCAAGAUUUGCUCUCCUGAAAUGGCUGACCUUGAUCCGGGUUUGAACCAAGAUGCUUUCGCCAUGGCCGUCGGCUUCCCUACAUACAUCGAGAUGCAGCAACACAUCAAGACGGUGCAUCCGCCUACCUGCUUGCAGUGUGGCCACAUCUGCGCUUCCAAUCGCGACCUCAAAGCACACAUGGAGAUUCAACAUGGUGAUAUUGAAGACCGCCGCAACUACGUCUGUGACUACCCUGACUGUGGUCGUGGUUUCACAAAGAAGGGCAAUCUUGUUGUUCACCAGAAAAGCGUGCACGGGAAGCAGAAGCAGUUCAUCUGCGGAGAGACCGACAUUACAGGCUCGAAGCGUGUUCCUGCCUGGGAUGGUCGUGGCGCUUGUGGUCGUGCUUUUAGUGCAAAGGCGAAUCUCGAAGAGCAUGUCCGCACCCAACACCUGCAUCUGCCCGGAUACGUUCGCCCGGCGAAGAGAACUAAACAAGAGGAGGACGACUCGUUCACGGCUUUCCCGCCCGAAGAUCACAAUACGGUGCUUGCCAGACUUACUGGAGUUGGUUACGAACAUGGGAGAGACAUUGCCUGCCUUGACGACACUUGCCAGCAUCGCUUCAUCAAACCUUUCGAUCUCGAGGUCCAUCUUGAGAUCGUUCAUGGCUACACCAAAACAGAAGCGAUCGAGGCCACUGUCGAGCGCGAAGCUCUUUCUGGCGGUCAGUUCUGGCUAGGUGGAUUGUCUCCUGAUUUUGAGGAGCAACGACUAGCUCAGCAAUUGGACCUGGCUUUGCAUCCUCACGACGACAUGAUGGAUCCUUAUCAGGAUGCUUGAUAUGAUCAUCGAAUGCUCAAAGACUUCCGCGAUCCCCACUAACGACACAAUUCCAUGGCAAUGACGCGUGCAUACAAGUACUAUGUUUUUUGAUUGACCCUCAUACCCGCAAGCGAGAAGCAUUCUGUUUUUAAAAUAGCUCGAUACCCAUGAAUCAAUUGUAAGACUAUAUCGCAUAUGAACAAUAAAUUCACCUUGUGUACG